Pistacia vera is the source of this 873-nucleotide messenger RNA. RefSeq names its product zinc finger protein SHOOT GRAVITROPISM 5. Gene Ontology annotation, cellular component: nucleus. The record is from RefSeq and is a predicted model, not a curated record. The coding region runs from base 65 to 607 and encodes 180 amino acids. Lineage: Eukaryota; Viridiplantae; Streptophyta; Magnoliopsida; Sapindales; Anacardiaceae. The transcript has a single exon. Gene Ontology annotation, biological process: gravitropism.
CCUAGUUACCAGAGUUCCUUUGUACUACUCAACUCAGCUUAACCCUCUUUUUGAUUUCUUUUCCAUGGAAGAAGAAGAUCAGAAAGAGCUCCAACUUCUUCCUACAGUUUCAAUACCUUCUUCAUCACGCAUGUCAUCACACCCAUCAAAUUCUUCUUCCUUCAGGUAUCGAUCAAUGGUGUCUGAUCAUCAUCAUCAUCAUCAUAAUCAGUUUGAAGCCCCAUCACUUGACUUACAACUAUCAAUAAGUGUAAGGCCUAUCCAGCCACCAUCCAACUGUGUUUUAAGCGGUCAAAUUUGUGAGUUUGGUGAUGUUAAUAAGUGCGAUACAAGUAGCUGUGUGGAUGUUGAGUCGUUGAAAUGGCAGGCAGCGGAGCAAAUUAGACUGGCAGCUAUUGAGAAGGCGUAUGCAGAAAGAGUUAGAGAGCUUACAAGGAGAGAGAUGGAGCUUGCACAAUCUGAGUUUGCAAGAGCAAGACAAAUGUGGGAGAGGGCAAGAGAAGAAGUGGAGAAAGCUGAAAGAAUGAAGGAGAGAGCAACUAAACAGAUAGAUUCUACGUGCAUGGAGAUCACUUGCCAGUCUUGCAGGCAAAGGUUUAGGCCCUAAUUUUAUUACUCUGAAUUAACCCUUUCAAGUUAAGUAUAUUCCAAAAUCAACUUGUUCAAUACUGAAAUUGAAAAUUUGGGGUAUUGGAUUCCUGCUGUUUGGUUCUAGUAAACAGAAGGGGGGAAAUGAAUGAUUAAGAACACAAUAAAGUUUUAAAGUGGCAUAUAUAAAAUUAUGAAUGAUUUCCCAUUUUUUUAUUGUAAAUUCUAUUGCGAUGAUCUGUAUGAUGAAUUGGCUAAUUAACCAAAUGAUGACUUACUUGAAAA